Molecule: messenger RNA, 492 nt
Organism: Colletotrichum lupini
Lineage: Eukaryota; Fungi; Ascomycota; Sordariomycetes; Glomerellales; Glomerellaceae
Exons: 1
Coding region: 1-492 (163 amino acids)
Source: RefSeq, a predicted model, not a curated record
AUGGUCGAGGACAUUAGCACCUUCCGGAGAGAGCUCUGGGAAACCAAGGGCUCUGAAAUUAUCGAAGACCUCGUAUCUCAGCGGGAAGCCACGCUCCAGGAACCUCUGACAGAGGAGACUAGGAGUCUGCUCCAGAGGUGCAUCAUGGACGCUGUCCGGCGUGUGCUGGAGCAUCCCGAUGUCACACAAGCAAGAGAGGUCCGAUGGAACCAGGGCAACGACCUUGCUGAGGCAGCUUCAGUACCUCAAUUUUCUAACCGGGUCCACGAUGUUUCUGAAGAUGUUGCCCACGCAGUUCAUCGCCAACCUUGUUGGACGCAAGAUAACAUACUCCAGGACGGCCACUCUUCCAUUCCGAAUCUAAGGCAGGCACUCCAGUUGGAUGUCGAGCAGCAGUUCGAAGACUUUACGUCUUUCUGGAAUCUGCAAACAUCCGAACAUGAAGGAUUCGAUACGGUCAAUCGCAAUGUCCUUGAUACAUUUCCGCCAUAA